AUGCAAAAAUUCUACCUAUCCACGUAUGCGAAGCCCAGCCUGGGUGGACUCGCAACCGGGAGUGCCACUCAUGGCUACGGCCACUGGAUGCCUGAGGACGUCAGGCUUCGCCGAGCCUGGCUAUCUCACCUUCUGGACAAGGCGAAGCCAGAAAUUCCCCGGAAGUUGAGAGAUGGCCAGGAGAACCCUGUCGACGCAUUGAGGAACCUAAUUGAAAACAAUUCAACCCUCUAUAUGCUUGCCCAUUCCAUGUUUGACGAGGUCCCUGAAAAGGCCCCAUACGAUAGGGACCCAACCACACUCAAGAAACAAGUUCGAAACUACAAAACCAUGUUAUAUCUCUUCAAUACCCUUUUGACUGAAGUGCCAGAGUACUUUUUGGUAAACGACCCCGACGUACCCAGCGGUCUUAUUGGGUUCCCAUUCAACGUCAUCGUUGACUGGCCGAUGGGGACGGAGAGUGGUCGUCAAUUCUUCCUUGAUCCCAGAGUAAAUGAGUCUCUGAAAGCGAUCUUGAAUAAAUGGAAUGAGUUCCUCAGCAAUCCCAAGGGAAGGACCGGGCAGGAGGGUGGUGGCAACCAAGCACUGAUCGAUGCUGGUUGGAGCUCAGACAUAGCAGUCCAACAGUUGGAGAAGAAGGCAAAUGACGCUACCCCCGGUAGUAAGAAGAAGUUUACAGAACUAUUCGAACACCCCGCGGGCGGCACGCAGGAAAACUUCUUCAACUACCCUCAUUGGGACGCAUUCUUUACGCGCAAGUUUAAGGCCGGUGUUCGUCCUGUAGGAGACGGGGCGCUUGUCAAUGCUUGCGAAUCAUUCCCUCUUUCGUUUGACACCGACGUCUCGGGCCGCACUACCUUCUGGCUUAAGGGCAUGCCAUAUUCGCUGCAUGAUAUGCUAGGAGCCACGCAGGAUGAUACAGUCAGCCAGUAUGUUGACAAAUUUGUCGGCGGUACUGUGUAUCAGGCCUUCCUGAGUGCAGACUCCUACCACUGCUGGAAUGCUCCUGUCAACGGCACGGUUGUAUACCGAUCCCUUAUCGAUGGAACAUACUUUGCCGAAACAGCUGCUUCAGGAUUCGGAGGCUCGAGUGGACCUGAUCCAGCUGGCCCAGAUAUGUCGCAACGUUAUAUCACCCACAUAGCAGCACGGGGUGUUCUUAUUGUUGACACAAAUGUCCCAAAUGGCUCACAGAUUGGGUUGGUGGGCUUCGUACCGGUUGGGAUGUCUGAGGUAUCCACCUGCCAGUGGGAGGAUAGCACUGCUGAAGGGUGCACGAUUACAAAGGGAGAUGUCAUUGGGGCAUUCCAUAGUGGUGGAUCAACCCACUGCCUUAUCUUUGAGCGUGAAUAUGCAAGGCGUCUGAAUUUCAACCCCAAGGCACAAUACCCGGAGAUUGCAACCGCGAACCUGGCUGUUAAUAGCACACUGGCUACUCUCUAG
Messenger RNA from Aspergillus fischeri NRRL 181, 1443 nucleotides. Its product is annotated as phosphatidylserine decarboxylase family protein. Bases 1 to 1443 code for a protein of 480 amino acids. Gene Ontology annotation, molecular function: phosphatidylserine decarboxylase activity. NCBI's taxonomy places the organism in Eukaryota, Fungi, Ascomycota, Eurotiomycetes, Eurotiales, Aspergillaceae. Gene Ontology annotation, cellular component: mitochondrion. The record is from RefSeq and is a predicted model, not a curated record. The transcript has a single exon. Gene Ontology annotation, biological process: phosphatidylethanolamine biosynthetic process.